UACUUAUCUUAUAUAAGAAUUGUUACAUUACAUUACGUCAGAUUCUCCGGAACCGUGGUUCCACUGUCAACUUUUUCUACCAUCACAGAUAAUAUACGCUAAAGUGUGUUGUAAGCCCACAUGAGGAAGUUGUGGCAAACGUAAUUGCUUAUUUGAACGUUUUAUUUAUUGGAAAUUCAUGCAAAUACGUGAUGUGGUGUACGAAGAGAUGGUGCAUAAUUUAUUUAUACGAAAGUUACAUUUUUGUGUAAUGUCCGCAAUUAUUUGAUAAAUUUUGAGAAGUUUAGUGAAUGUUCAAACAGUGGAAGAAGACUUGUUACUUAAAUGAGUGUAAAAUUUUGAUGUAGAAGUUCAUAUGCUUCUGUAAAGAAUGUCGGAAAACUUUGGAAGUAAUCCGUUCUCAGCUCUCUUCCGGUCUGUGAAUGAGGCUGAAUCGUUCACUCAACAGCAACAUCAUUAUUUAUCUGGAGUUGAGAAUGCAGUUGAAAUUGUCAAUUCUGUUGAUGAUGUGGAAAAUUCCGCAAUCUCUGUAAAAGCUAAGGAAUGUUUGGAAGUGAAUCAACUGGUAGAAGACAUUUUUCACCUGACAUUGGAUAAUAGUUCAUGUACUAAUACAAGUGGUAAAAUAAAUGAGCUGGUUUUCCUCGAAGAACUUGCUUUGGCUGUAGCACCUCAGAAUUGGAUUGAUAUUGAAACUCUUGAGCAGGCACUUUUUGAGCGGUUGUUACUAGAAGAUCCAGAAAGCCAUGUUAUUGGCAGAAGUGUUAACAAAGAAUUGUCACAAACUAAUAUGCAUGCAACCCAGAAAGAAGUCAUUCUGUAUCUUUUUGAAUGCCAUAGAAGACUUCUCAGCAUGAAAGCAGGAGUUCAGAAUAACGGUUAUAGCAAGAUUAUAUCUCAGAUGUUGAGUUUGCUGGUGAGAAAUGCAGCCACGGCCCUAAAACAACCAGAAUUGUUUGAAUCACAACAGCUCAAUUCCCAGAUUCUGAAGCUAGUCAGUGACAACAGUAUUUCAGAGUCUGACCUGGAUGCAUUCUUUGAUGGUUUAGUUCAGCAGUUUGUGUUAGAUGAUGGUGAAAACAGUGCUGUGGACACACUUCUUGUUGCAUUUUCCUCAACAUUGGAUACUGUUCAUAGGGAUGUAGCCCAAAGCAACCUUUUUACAUUUAACCACUCAUACUUCAGGUUGUUGCAUAUAUUUUCUAGCAAAAGUCAUUUAGGUUCAGUCCUUAUAGUCCACAGUUCACCACGGGAUUCCCAUAUAGGCUUGACAUAUGCAAACACCCUUUUAGGUACAAUUUUAUCUUUGUCUUGCCUGCCUAAAACACAUGAUGGACCUUAUGAAUUUUUUGAGAAGUCAUCUUUGCAAGCAAUUGGUGUUAAAGAAGGAAACAUAUGGGCUGCUACUAAAAUAGUAUCAGAGAAUUUAUAUAAAAUAUUUUAUUCUUUGUUGAAGUGUUCAAAUGAAGUUCGACAUCAUACAUUGUCUUGGCUUGCUGAUUGUUUACAAGCAAAUGCAGAUCGAGGAAAGCUUUGGAAUGACCAUGAUUUAAACCUAGGAGCAUCACCAUGUGUUUCUGAUGGUUUUAUGCUAAAUCUUGGUGCUGUUCUUCUGCAGUUGUGCCAACCUUUUUGUUCUAACACUGCAGAUCCCAAGUUAUUGCGCAUUGAUCCCACAUAUUGUGCUGCCAAAGUUCUUGGUGAUACUGAGAUAUGUUUAAAGGGUGUUCAUAUGAAGAAGUUGGCUUUAGAGACAUGCCUCAUACCAGCUCAAGAGGAUACCUCUCGACCUUCAUCAGAAACUUAUGGCUUUGUAACUGAAUGCUUUUACUUGACUCACAAAGCAUUGGAUUUAGGAUUCAGGGUCACAUUUAAGCACUUGAUGAAAUUAAAUCAUGAAUUGGCUCGUAUGCAGCGUGCCUUCAUUGAUGUUCGGAAUCAAGCUGGGGCAAAUUCGGAAGUGGCACAAACCAUCAGUGAACAUAUGGAAGUGGACAUGAUAAGGUAUUUUUCACUUCGUGCAGCACUGCUGGAUCCUCAGUCUUUGAACCUGACUGCACAGCUUCUUGUUAGUACAGCAGUGUGGCUGGUGCAAGUUGCACUGGAUGUGGACUCUGAUCAUUCUCCAAGAAAAUCUUACGCUCCUACUCAGUUUAGGAAAGUUGAGUUUCCGUUGCCAGAAGAGGUACCAGCAACACUGAGUUGUGUGCCAGAGUUCCUAAUAGAGAAUUUAGCCAGUUUCCUGAGUUUUGUCCGGCGUUUUAGCCCAAGAACUUUUGAAGAACAAGGUUAUGCUCUUCUAAAUCCAGUGCUUACUCAGAUACUAGUGUUCAUGGGUUCUCCACAGAGGAUGCGAAAUCCACAUCUGCGGGCAAGCAUGGCUGAAUGCUUGGAAUCCCUCCUCCCAUUUCACAGUCAGGAACAGCCAGCAUUGAAUCCAAACCCUUUGGGCAAGUUUUGCAGAGAAAGUCUUUUCAAGGCACAUCCACAUAGGAAACAGAUUGUUAAGAGCCUCCUGGAUGUUUUUGUGGGGAUUGAAAUGACUGGACAGAGUGUAGCUUUUGCAGAGAAAUUUAAAUAUCGUCGGCCGAUGUAUAUUGCAAUGGACUAUUUAUGGCAGAUAGAAGAACAUAGAGAAUGUUUUCAAAACUUGGCAAGAGAAGCAGAGGCCAAUAUGGAAACAGUCACUCCGCCCCUGUUUCUACGGUUUGUCAACCUGCUGAUGAAUGAUGCUGUAUUUCUUCUGGAUGAAGCCCUUUCCAACAUGGCAGAAUUGCGGCAGUUGCAGACUGCAAGGGAGGCAGGGGAAUGGGAGCAACUUCCCAUUCAUGAGCGAGAAUAUAAUGAAAGAUACCUGGAACAUAUUGGCACAAAUGCUAGAUUCGACAACAUUUUAGGUCGUGAAACAAUCCACACUUUGGAGUUUUUAACAUCAAAAAUAACAUCAAUAUUCUCACAUCCAACCAUGGUGGAUCGUAUAGCCUCAAUGCUCAACUAUUUUCUCUUUCAUUUAGUGGGCCCAAAGAAAAAGAAUUUCAAGGUCAAGGAUCAGAAGGAAUAUGAGUUUAAUCCUGCAAACAUAGUAAUGGAUAUAUGCAAGAUCUAUGUUCAUCUAUAUGAGAGUGAUUCAUUUAGCCAAGCAGUUUCUCAAGAUGGACGUUCAUACAGUCCUCACCUUUUUACAUUAGCAGAAGAUGUUCUUGCUCGUAUUGGUGGAGGAGCACUCAUUGCUGAUGUACAAGAUGUGGCACUGAAAGUAGCGCAGAUGGCAUUGCAGAAACAAACAGAGGAUGAAAUUCUGACAGAGGCACCCGAUGAAUUUCUUGACCCUAUUAUGUCAACAAUAAUGUCAGACCCUGUAAUUCUUCCUUCAUCACACACUACAGUUGACCGUUCUACAAUUGCCAGGCAUUUGCUUAGUGACCAAACAGACCCAUUUAAUCGCUCCCCACUCACAAUGGAUAUGGUGAAACCAAAUGAUGAACUUAGGCUGCAGAUUGAAGCAUGGAUCAAGGAAAGGAAGCAACAGCACCAGUAGCAAUGUCUUAUCAUCUUAUGUACAAUAUGUAGUGAAGUUCCCACCAGUUAUUUGUUGGUGGUAUUCAUUUUCUUGUGGUUUCUUGUCCUUGGUGUCUUAAUUUGUAAGAUUGUUAUUUUAUAGCACUUUUUCCAUCUACACAACAAACUUUAAUUAUAUACUAAUUAUGUGUUAAAUAGGGCCACUACAUGUUUUGGUCUCUUAUAUGACCAUUAUCAAGUGGCAUACAAUAUAUGAUAGAAUUUUAACUCUAUGACAGCGUUUUGAAUUUAAUAUUUAUUUAAAUGUUAAAAUGAAUUGAAUCCCAUCAUAAAUUCUAUGAGUAGUGCAACUAAGAGGACUGGGUUAAUUGUAGUUAUGUAAUUCUGUGUUAAUGACAAAAGGGACAAGUGGGUAAUAUAUUGAGUAAUAAUAAAUAGUGGUUUUUUGGGUUGAUAUCUUGAAUGUCCAAAAACACAGCCCAAAGGUGUAGAGUGUGUUAUCGGCUUGUCAGAAAUGGGUGUUAAUAGAUGGCUAGAGUGAUAGGUUACCCAUUUGUCUCUCGUGUAUGAUACUUGUAUAAAAUGGUGUGUUUGUGAAGGAAUUAUAAAGUGAUCGAGAUGUACAGCUACUGAAAUUGUGGCAGAGAUGUCAUUAAGUUAUGUAACUCUCCUUUGAUGUAUAGUUAAGUAGAAAAGGUACUGUGUUGAUGUAGCUGGGACGAGAGCCAGAGAGGAACUAUAGCAAGAUGCCUAGAUUGUUAUUGUAUUUAUAUUCUUGUUGAUGUUUGAGUUUAAACAAACUUCCAUUGAUAUACAUCAUGAGCUGACAGUGUUGUUAAAUAAAUCACAAACAAGUAAAUUGAAAUUGUCUUUAUUCAACAUUCUGCUUUCAAAUAAUUCCAUUUAAAUAACUCUUGAUAAAUAUCAGAGUAAAUAUAUGAUUAUAGUAUGUUUAGCAUAGUGUAUGUUAUGGUUAUUUCCUUUCUUAAAUGUAAUACACAAUUAAUACUGUAUUAAAAAGUUGUAGUAAAAUGAA
Messenger RNA from Zootermopsis nevadensis, 4555 nucleotides. RefSeq names its product Ubiquitination factor E4A (gene Ube4A). The record is from RefSeq and is a predicted model, not a curated record. Gene Ontology annotation, cellular component: cytoplasm; ubiquitin ligase complex; nucleus. Gene Ontology annotation, molecular function: ubiquitin-ubiquitin ligase activity. NCBI's taxonomy places the organism in Eukaryota, Metazoa, Arthropoda, Insecta, Blattodea, Termopsidae. Gene Ontology annotation, biological process: ERAD pathway; ubiquitin-dependent protein catabolic process; protein polyubiquitination.